CACUACUUCUACAAUCUCGUCGAUCCUAGCCAGGUGCACCUGUACGGUCGUCCACCCAACGCGACAAACGACACAUUAUGGCAGAAAGCCAUUCGUGAAAAUCCAGAUCCAAGCUGUCUCGUGCCGGUGAUCGCAAAUGGCUUCGAUGACUUACAACAGCGAGUCGAGGCACAGACCCAACAAGCGGCGGCACAUCAAGAGAAACUUAAGGAACUGUCAACGCGAAUAACAGCGCUAACCCGGCAGCAUCAACUGUCGAACGCCCCUCGAUUGCAACGAGCCGCGGCGCUGCAGACGCAAUUGACACAUCGUGUACUUAAGGUGGUACAACACCUCCAUCUGCUCAUCCCCGCUGUUCGCUCGUCCGCGAUCAGGCCAGAAGAGGAGGCCUUACGUGCGGCUUUGGAGGACGUCGACCAGGAGAUCCGGAGACCAGGCGGUAUCGGGCGGAUGCGGGGUAAGCUCAAUGAGCUGUGGGCGCUCGUAGGUGCUGUCUCCGCUGCAAGGGAGAGGGAUCAUCGAGCCGGAAGUGUGGAGUGGGCUGUUGUAGACGAGCAGGGACUCAGUCAGCUCGCUCAGAUACUAGCGGAGGAGCAGGCGGGUCUGGCGCAUCUAACAAAAAUACUGCAGCGGGAUCUGAAGGAUCUGGCUGUAAUAGAAGGAAGGACUGUGAAAGAGGAGGAGCCGGAUUUACUGCUCAACUCGACCUCGUCAUUGCAUGGACGUAGUAGGAUGUACUGA
Messenger RNA from Postia placenta MAD-698-R-SB12, 741 nucleotides. RefSeq lists its product as hypothetical. The record is from RefSeq and is a predicted model, not a curated record. Gene Ontology annotation, biological process: nuclear pore organization; protein localization to nuclear inner membrane; NLS-bearing protein import into nucleus. Gene Ontology annotation, molecular function: structural constituent of nuclear pore. The annotation marks the transcript as partial. Gene Ontology annotation, cellular component: nuclear pore; nuclear pore central transport channel. The transcript is spliced from 4 exons. Lineage: Eukaryota; Fungi; Basidiomycota; Agaricomycetes; Polyporales; Adustoporiaceae.